This is a messenger RNA of Humulus lupulus (European hop), 841 nucleotides long. RefSeq names its product ADP-ribosylation factor 1. The record is from RefSeq and is a predicted model, not a curated record. Gene Ontology annotation, biological process: intracellular protein transport; vesicle-mediated transport. Gene Ontology annotation, cellular component: cytoplasm. Gene Ontology annotation, molecular function: GTPase activity; GTP binding. Bases 29 to 574 code for a protein of 181 amino acids. The transcript has 6 exons. NCBI's taxonomy places the organism in Eukaryota, Viridiplantae, Streptophyta, Magnoliopsida, Rosales, Cannabaceae.
CCAUUUCAGAUUUGAAUUACCAAAAAAAAUGGGACUUUCGUUCGGGAAAUUGUUCAGCAAAUUGUUCGCGAAGAAAGAGAUGAGGAUUCUAAUGGUGGGUCUGGACGCAGCUGGUAAAACCACCAUUUUGUACAAGCUUAAGUUAGGGGAGAUUGUCACCACCAUUCCCACCAUUGGAUUUAAUGUGGAAACUGUGGAAUACAAGAACAUUAGCUUUACAGUCUGGGAUGUUGGGGGUCAGGACAAGAUUCGACCUUUAUGGAGACAUUAUUUUCAAAACACACAAGGUCUUAUCUUUGUGGUCGAUAGUAAUGACCGUGAUCGUGCGGUUGAGGCUAGAGAUGAGUUACAUAGGAUGUUGAAUGAGGAUGAACUAAGGGAUGCUGUUCUGCUUGUGUUUGCUAACAAGCAAGACCUACCCAAUGCCAUGAAUGCUGCUGAAAUUACUGAUAAGCUUGGCCUUCAUUCUCUUAGACAACGCCACUGGUACAUUCAGAGCACAUGUGCCACUUCUGGGGAAGGGUUGUAUGAGGGCCUUGACUGGCUUUCUAACAACAUUGCUAGCAAGGCUUAGAUCACUCACUUUGGGAGAGUCAUAGAGAGGGAGAGUGCCUGGUUGGUUAUACAGGUUUUCAUGCCCCAGCAGUUAUUGUUUUUCCUUUUGUUUACUCAAAUGAUAUUCAAAGUUGUCAUGUGACUUUGAAAUUCUUCAUUCUAUUCCAUUCCAUGUGUUCCUUGACUAUUAUUACUAUUAUGGUUUGAUUUGAUAUUUCAUCAUAGAAUAUGAACAUGUAUUUCCAACAUAUGACUAUUAGCCAUUGAAAAAUCUAAAUUCCAGUCA